Molecule: messenger RNA, 3191 nt
Organism: Brienomyrus brachyistius
Lineage: Eukaryota; Metazoa; Chordata; Actinopteri; Osteoglossiformes; Mormyridae
Product: sodium-coupled neutral amino acid transporter 4-like
Exons: 15
Coding region: 243-1994 (583 amino acids)
Biological process (GO): amino acid transmembrane transport
Molecular function (GO): amino acid transmembrane transporter activity
Source: RefSeq, a predicted model, not a curated record
GAGGUGGGCUUUGGCAUAAGGACCAGCCCAUGACAGGUCAGUGGUACGGGUCACAUGGUCAGGAAGUCUAAAUGUUCUUCAGUAUUACUGGGGCGAGGAUAUAGAAGGAGAAGAUGCAUGUCAUUUGGCUAUUUGGAUGUUGGUGAACGUUGUGAGAACGCAGAGUUGCAAAGCCAAGGUAUACGGUCCGCUGGCUUACCCACUUGGUCACCUUGCAUAAGGACCUCUUCGUAGCUGUAGCCAUGGACCGCAUGGAGCUGCAGAAGAUCCCAAAUGAAGUGGAUGACAGCAGCAUCGACAGUCUGAGCGGUCAAUACACUGAACCUUUCGAGUGCGAAAAGGCAACUAUCAACAGCCAAUUCUGUGAUGAAGGCACAGAGAGUCAAAGGUUUCUCCCGAAUGGAGUUACAAAUAAGAAAUAUGAAGCCUCUCAUGAGGAAUAUCAUCCUGGCCACGCUUCCUUUGGGAUGUCAGUAUUCAACCUCAGCAACGCCAUCAUGGGCAGCGGGAUCCUGGGCCUCUCCUAUGCCAUGGCCAACACCGGCAUCCUGCUCUUUAUAAUCCUACUCCUGGGUGUGGCGAUUCUUUCCCUGUACUCCAUCCAUCUCUUGCUGAUGACGGCGAAGGAAGGACGUUCCCUGAUAUACGAGACUCUGGGCGAGAGAGCUUUUGGUUGGCCAGGCAAGAUGGUGGCCUUCGGCUGUAUAACUCUACAAAACAUUGGAGCUAUGUCCAGCUACCUCUUCAUAGUCAAGUACGAGCUGCCUGAGGUGAUCCGUGCAUUUAUGGGCCUGGAGGAGAUCUCUGGGUUGGUUGGUCGCCCUGUACAUCAUGGCCCUGCUCGCUGUUGUCUCUUUGCUGAAGCCCCCCUUCUCCCUAGUCCCAGUGUAGACACAAUUCUCUACUCAUCCCGACUUUCUUGUCCGCUCUUGCCCCCCCCCCCCCCAAGGGAAUGGUACCUGAAUGGAAACUACCUAGUGGUGUUUGUGUCCAUGGGUAUCAUCAUGCCCCUGUCCCUCCUCAAAAGCCUGGGCUACCUUGGCUACACCAGUGGAUUUUCCCUCUCCUGCAUGGUGUUCUUCCUGGCAGUGUUGAUGUAUAAGAAGACGCAGGUCCCCUGCCCACUGCCCAUCCUUGACCAUCACUUCUCUAACCAUAGUCUGAAUGGGUCUUUGAUGUUACCACACCUCCUCCCCAAUGACUCGGGGGAGGUGGGUUUCGCUCGGGCUGACCUGCCCAUGCCCCCAGCCCCACCCAGCCUGCCCAGUGACCACGUCUCAGAGGUGCACUAUGAACAGUAUGGUUCCAAUGACAUGUGCACACCCAAGUACUUCGUGUUUAACUCUCAGACGGUGUACACGGUGCCCAUCCUGACUUUCGCCUUCGUAUGCCACCCAGAGGUGCUGCCAAUCUACAGCGAGCUGAAAGAGCGCUCCCGGAGGAAGAUGCAGCGUGUGUCCAACCUGUCCAUCUUAGCCAUGCUCAUCAUGUACAUGAUGUCCGCGCUGUUUGGCUACCUCACCUUCUACGAGAAUGUGGAGCCUGAGCUACUGCACACGUUCACGAAGGUGUACCGCUUCGACACACUUCUGCUCCUGGUGCGGGUAGCGGUGCUGAUGGCCGUCACACUCACCGUGCCCAUCGUGCUCUUCCCCAUUCGCUCCUCCAUCGUAACCCUGUUCUUCACCGGCAAGCGGUUCAGCUGGAUCCGGCACAUUCUCAUCGCCGCCGCCAUCCUGACGUUCAACAACCUCCUGGUGAUUUUCGUCCCCAGCAUCAGAGACAUCUUUGGCUUCAUCGGAGCCACUGCUGCCACCAUGCUGAUCUUCAUCAUGCCGUCCGCUUUCUACCUCCGGCUCGUCAAGUCCCUCUCUUUCCGUUCACCUCAGAAGAUCUUAGCCACCGUAUUUCUUAUAAUGGGCUUGAUCUUCAUGAUGGGAAGUCUGAGCCUGAUUGUUUUGGACUGGAUCCACAACCCUCCCGGCAGUCAUUAGAGCCCUGGACCGAGCGGGCCACACUAACGGAGGGGCACGGGGACUAAGAAUAUGUGUACUGCACAGACUCUUACUGUGAAAUGCCCUCCAUCCCCAAGGAGUAUUAAAGAUACUCUGUUUGCUUCUGAAGGAGAGUCUCCUCCUUAUGUGUUUUUUUUUAAUGUUCUGGAAUGAUCUAUUUUGUGGUAACACUUCUUCUGACAUCGGCGGUACAAGUCCGUGAAGGUAGACCGAAGGGGUCGUCAUGUCAACCAUCUGAAACGUGUCACGGUGACCACCCAAGGCCGGAUGUGUCGUCCGCACGCAGCCAAUCAAAUCCGAGCGUGACCUCGAAGAUAAUCUAGUGGGGUGACGAUGGGGGGAAAGACUUCCGGAGUGAGCAGAUGCGGGGCCACGGCAACGUGGCACGAACCCGGCUUGCUGUUUUGCGGAUUUGGAAUCCGUCACCAGCCAAGAAGCACUUUCUGGACAUUUGUGUUUUCACGUCAGGGCCGGGUCCCUCCGCUCUCCCCCAAGCGAAGCACGAGGUUCUCAUGUUCCAUUUCAUUACUUCACAGGCAACGAUUUGCCAGAGUUAUACUCUAGCUGAAAGUAAAAAGUAUCCUUUUAUAAAUAAUCGUCCUAUGUUGUUUUCUUUUCUUUCUAUUUUUUAGCUUGAAAUCUUUCUUAUCGGACGUGUCAGCAUCACUUGGGUUUACCGUGUUGUUACUGUGCAUGUCUGAGCAGGUGCUGUGACACGUGAGGAUCUGAGUGCUGUCCGGUGUGACGUCUGAAGCUUAUAUCAGUUUUCUUAAAUUAAUGCGAGCACUUUUAAUUUCUCAGUGUCAGAAUGUAAACAACUCAUGAAGCCAACCGAGACUAUUUUGUUAUUUUAUGAGUAUUUUUAUACAUAAGUUAUAACCUGUUAUAUAAAUAUGUACUUGCUUUCAGCUUUAACAUACUUUGAUAGGAAGUCACAUUUAACCUUCUGAUCCAGCUCAGUUAUAUAAAUAGUUUUUUUUUCUAAUUCCCACCUACAUGUACUGUUUUUUUUACUGAUAACAUGUGAUAACUUGAUAGAUUUAUCUGAUUGGUUGGUCAUGUAUCCUCAAUCCCUCAUGCACCCACACCGCAAUGCACCUGUAUGUAAGCUUUAUACAGAUUUGUAAUUGUGUAUAUGUACAUAAUUUUGCUUAAUAAAUGUGUUGAUUUGACUCA